Messenger RNA from Corylus avellana, 822 nucleotides. RefSeq names its product jagunal-like protein. Gene Ontology annotation, cellular component: endoplasmic reticulum membrane. The record is from RefSeq and is a predicted model, not a curated record. Gene Ontology annotation, biological process: vesicle-mediated transport; endoplasmic reticulum organization. Lineage: Eukaryota; Viridiplantae; Streptophyta; Magnoliopsida; Fagales; Betulaceae.
ACCCAUGUAUUUUCAGAAGCUUUGAACAGCAGGAACUUCGACUAUCUGAAAGCACAAGCAGAAAAUCGAAGUAGAAGAUGCAGCAAAGAAAAUCAGCAUCUGGGAGACCUUCUGGGACGGACGGCUCAGAUUUCUCCUAUCGUAUGGUCGUCGAUUCACGGUAUCAAAAGGUAGCUUCAGGGAAGUCUCGUCUCUACGCUCUGAUUUUAACUCAGGCUGCCAUUCAAUUAUUUGGAGCUUUAUACACAGUUCUGUCAAAGUCAAAGGAGGGUCCUGAUAGACUUGCUAUUUCAGCUUUUGCUGCUGGUUUUGUUUCUUUGAUAAUAGGGGAAUUAGGUCGAAGACGUAGCCGAACAAGUUUCUUGAAAAUCUACAUGGUUUUAUCUACUGCCACGAUACUUUUCUGGAUUGCCCGUGUUGCUCAGAGCAAUUUUAUGUUAGAGGUUAUCCAAGAUCCAAAUAGAUGGGAAACAAAGCAGUUGGAACUUCUGUUGACUGCCCGCUUUCUAUUUGGAUUGCUGGUACAUAUACUUGCAAUUGGCACAACAAUUUCUCUUAUUGGUAAUAUGUCUCCUCCCAAAAGGGCCUCUUAACUGCUUCUUGUAGCCUAGAACUCAUUCUCCGUGUCAACAGCUAAAUGAAAUUCUUUUUUUUUUUUUUUUUUUGAGUGCGUCAUAAAUUAUAUAGAUUCACAAAAGAUUGAUUCCUUAAUUUUGGUUAAUCGCCUUCUAAGAAUUUGAGCUGUGGAAGAUAUAGGUUUCUCUGUUUUCUUUCUUUCAUUUCUUAAAUUGAAGAAUUGAAGUAAUGAUCUUUGGGCAUCAA